GGCGCGAGCGGAAAGACGCGCCCGCGCGGGGCAGCGACAAGAGGAAAGAAAAGAAAGAGGACGAGCGCGAGGCGAGGAGGAGAAGGCGAGCGCGCGCGCGAAAACUCCCGGCAGCACUUGCUCUUGGAUCCUCGGCUGCCCAUUGAACAGACACUGGAGAGCUGCAAGUCCCGGUCUCUUGGAUCAUUGCAGAACCACAAGGCCUUUCCUCGGUGCCGGCAGGAGGGAGCCCAUGUGCUGAGGACAUGAGUGCCGAGCAGCAGCUUGAUGCAGAUGGUGGCUCUGGUAUGGAAGAAGUGGAGUUAAGCUGGGAAGAUUACCUGGAAGAGACAGGCUCCACAGCUGUUCCCUACGGGUCCUUUAAACAUGUGGACACGCGCCUGCAGAACGGGUUCGCUCCAGGCAUGAAGCUGGAGGUGGCUGUGCGCACGGACCCUGAAGCCUACUGGGUGGCCACGGUCAUCACCACCUGUGAACAGCUGCUCCUCCUGCGUUAUGAUGGCUAUGGCGAGGACCGGCGGGCUGACUUCUGGUGUGACAUCAGGAAGGCCGGCCUCUACCCCAUCGGCUGGUGCGAGCAGAACAAGAAGCCUCUUGAAGCGCCGGAAGGUAUCAGGGACAAAGUGUCGGACUGGGCCGAGUUUCUGCGGCAGACCCUGACAGAUGCAUGCAGCCCCCCUGUUCCACUGCUAGAGGGCCUCCGUAAUGGAAGGAACCCAUUAGACCUCAUUGCCCCUGGGUCCAGGCUGGAGUGCCAGGCUUCCCGUGACACCCUCAGUGCCUGGAUUGUGACCGUUGUCGAGAACAUUGGUGGGCGGCUGAGGCUGUGCUACGAGGGCCUGCAGAGCUCUGACAGUCUGGAGCUUUGGCUGUAUUACCUGGACCCGUUUCUUCAUCACGUCGGCUGGGCUGCGCAGCAGGGAUAUGAGCUUCAGCCCCCUUUAGCCAUCAGACAUUUGAAAAAUGAAGAUGAAUGGCAUGAUAUUUUGGCCAAAGUGAAAGAGGAGGAAGAAGAGCCAUUGCCGUCUUACUUGUUUAAGGACAAACAGAUUAUUGGCAUUCACACGUUCUCUGUAAAUAUGAAGUUGGAAGCUGUGGACCCCUGGGCUCCUUUUGGGAUCUCCCCAGCUACAGUUGUGAAGGUUUUUGAUGACAAGUACUUUCUGGUGGAAAUGGACGACUUGCGGCCCGAGAACCAUACGCGGCGGUCAUUCGUGUGCCACGCCAACAGUCCUGGCCUCUUCCCUGUGCAAUGGAGUCUGAAGAAUGGUGUCCACCUCAGCCCCCCUCCGGGCUACCCAAGCCAGGACUUCGACUGGGCUGACUACCUCAAACAGUGUGGUGCUGAAGCUGCUCCGCAGAGGUGCUUCCCCCCGUCCAUUUCCGACCAUGAGUUUCAGGAGAACAUGAAGCUUGAGGCAGUGAACCCUCUGCUCCCUGAAGAAGUGUGUGUCGCCACCAUCACCGCGGUGAGAGGCUCCUACCUGUGGCUGCAGCUGGAGGGUUCUAAGAAACCCAUUCCUGAAUGUAUCGUGAGUGUGGAAUCCAUGGACAUAUUCCCUUUGGGCUGGUGUGAGACCAACGGCCAUCCGCUUAGCACCCCUCGCCGAGCACGAGUACAUAAACAGAGGAAAAUUGCAGUGGUUCAACCAGAAAAGCAAGUGCCAUCCUCGCGGGCUGUCCAUGAAGGCCUGAAGAGCCAGGAGCUGAACUCUGCAGACUCGGUUAUGAUUAAUGGAAAAUACUGCUGUCCAAAGAUCUACUUCAACCAUCGCUGCUUCUCAGGGCCAUACCUGAACAAAGGCAGGAUUGCUGAGCUGCCUCAGUGUGUGGGGCCUGGAAACUGUGUGCUGGUCCUCAGAGAGGUGCUCACCUUACUCAUCAACGCAGCCUACAAGCCCAGCCGCGUCCUGCGGGAGCUCCAGCUAGACAAAGACUCUGUGUGGCACGGCUGUGGGGAAGUCCUGAAGGCCAAAUAUAAAGGAAAAAGUUAUCGUGCAACUGUGGAAAUAGUGAAAACAGCAGACCGCGUGACUGAGUUCUGCCGACAAACAUGUAUCAAAUUGGAAUGCUGUCCUAACCUCUUCGGUCCACGAAUGGUUCUGGAUAAGUGUUCUGAAAACUGCUCUGUGCUCACCAAGACCAAAUACACACACUAUUAUGGAAAAAAGAAAAAUAAAAGAAUUGGAAGGCCACCUGGGGGGCAUAGUAACUUAGCUUGUGCCCUGAAGAAAGCCAGUAAGAGAAGAAAGAGGCGGAAAAACGUAUUUGUUCACAAGAAGAAGCGCUGCUCGGCAUCUGUGGACAACACCCCAGCAGGCUCUCCCCAGGGAAGUGGGGGUGAAGAUGAGGAUGACCCCGAUGAAGGGGAGGACGACUCGCUGAGUGAUGGCAGCACUUCGGAGCAGCCAGACGAGCUCCAGGAGGAGUCAGAGACAUCCGAGAAGAAGUCCUGCUCAUCCUCCCCAGCCCAGAGUGAGGUGUCUGCCUCGCUGCCCACUGACAGACAGGCCCGGCAGAGGGGGCUGCGUGCACUCUCCUUCUCUGAUGAUGAGAACAAACCCCCCUCACCAAAGGAGAUACGGCUCGAAGUGGCUGAGCGGCUGCGCCUGGACAGCAACCCACUGCAGUGGAGCGUGGCAGACGUAGUACGGUUCAUCAGGUCCACUGACUGUGCCCCGUUAGCACGGAUCUUCCUAGACCAGGAGAUCGACGGGCAGGCUCUGCUGCUCCUCACGCUUCCCACCGUGCAGGAGUGCAUGGACUUAAAGCUGGGCCCUGCCAUCAAGCUCUGCCAUCACAUAGAGAGGAUCAAGUUUGCUUUUUACGAGCAGUUUGCCAACUGAGGAGGACAACCAAAGCGAGCUGCAUCUGUGAAGCACAAUGGGCACGGCCCCAGCCUGCCCUCGCUGCGGCCUGCCCUGCACCAUGGCCUGCCCUGCUGGCCUGUCUUCAGGCUUGGGCCCGAGGGGGCCAGCCUGCUCUCUUUGCACUUUCAGGGAAGGAGGACCCACAUCGAGGAAGCAAGGACUGUGCCUGGAAGUGGCUCUCCCGCCAGUGGUCAUGUGCGUGGAGUGGCCUGGGGGACGCACCCGCCCAGGCUGCCAGAGAGCACCUUUUGGCGGGCUUCCUUUUCUUGGUGUCCCUUCCCGUCGGAGGUUGGACGUGUUCUCUGCUUUCUCGCUUGGAAAGAGAGGACGUAGCUUUAAACCGGCGCUGACUUGGACUGUGCCUCAGGCACACCAGUGCCUCCUUGUCCUUGUGUUUUUAAGCUUUUUUAAAUUAAAACCGUUCACUUUGGGGAUGCCUGUGGCUCUAGGGUUUUGAAUGUACGGU
This is a messenger RNA of Ochotona curzoniae (black-lipped pika), 3336 nucleotides long. It is a transcript of the gene SFMBT1, whose product is annotated as Scm like with four mbt domains 1. The record is from RefSeq and is a predicted model, not a curated record. The coding region runs from base 246 to 2846 and encodes 866 amino acids. Gene Ontology annotation, cellular component: nucleus. The transcript has 21 exons. Gene Ontology annotation, molecular function: histone binding; transcription corepressor activity; sequence-specific DNA binding. Lineage: Eukaryota; Metazoa; Chordata; Mammalia; Lagomorpha; Ochotonidae. Gene Ontology annotation, biological process: regulation of DNA-templated transcription.